CUUUCACUCUGCUCGUAUACUGAAAUGAAUAAUAAGUUGAGGCUGAUGGGCUUGAUUCCCUUUUUCCUCUUAAUGGUUUUCGUGCUGCCACCUUCGGCAGCAUACAAGAUCACCAACCCAAGAAUCGUAUUGCCUGUUCGGUCAAAAGGUUUGGAUGCGGAUUCAAGGAGCUACGCGGUUGUUUUCGACGCAGGGAGUACAGGUAGCAGAGUACACGUUUUUUGUUUUGAUCAAGACUUUGAUCUCCUUCCUGUCGGAAACGGCACGGAUUUUGAGCUUUUUGCUCAGGUUACGCCAGGUUUGAGUGCAUAUGCAGAAGACCCUCAGGCUGCGGCUGAUUCACUCGUCCCAUUGCUCAACGAAGCGGAAAGUGUCGUGCCUGAAGAGUUCAGUCCCAAAACUCCAGUCAGACUUGGGGCUACCGCUGGGUUGAGGCUGUUGGAAGGAGAUUCAGCGGAGAGGAUUUUGGAAGCAGUGAGAGAUCUUCUGAGCCAUGGCAGCCUGGAGUACGAAGCCGAUGAUGUCUCUAUCCUGACUGGUUCCCAAGAAGGUUACUAUAUGUGGAUUGCAAUAAACUACAUAGUCGGAAAUCUGGGGAAGCCGUAUUCAGAAACAGCAGCAGUAAUUGAUCAAGGUGGUGGAUCUGUUCAAAUGGCAUAUGCCAUUUCCAGGGAGAACGCUGAAAAGGCACCAAUAGUAGCUGAUGGAGAGGCUCCAUACGUAGAGAAAUUCCUUCUUAGGGGAACUCAAUAUUACGUUUAUGUUCACAGUUACUUGAGCUAUGGGUUAUUGGCGUCUCGGGCAGAAAUGCUGAAGGUUUCAGGAAACUCCAGCAACGAGUGCGUAACCACCGGUUAUAAUGGUGUUUACAAAUAUGGAGGGAAGGAAUACAAAGCAUCAUCUUCUCCUACCGGCACAAGCUUCAAAAAAUGCAGAAAAGUAGUUCUUAAAGCUCUCAAAAUUAAUGCCCCAUGUAAGUAUGUGAAUUGCACAUUCGGUGGGGUAUGGAAUGGCGGCGGCGGAGACGGGCAAAACAAUUUUUAUGCUAGUUCGUUUUUCUUCUCCAUGUCUCAAGCGGCUGGGUUUGUUGAUGCCAAUGCGCAUACAGCCACAGCUAGCGCUGCAGAUUUCAAGAAGGCAGCUAAGCGUGCUUGCGGAACAAGAUUUGAGGAUGCAAGCUCAAGAUUUCCAAAUGCGCGUGAGAAAGACCUGCCAUUCUUGUGUAUGGAUUUUACCUAUGAGUAUACUUUGCUUGUCGAUGGAUAUGGUCUUCAUCCCCGGAAGAACAUUUCAGUGGCAGGGCAACUUACUUACGAGAAUUCACUUAUGGAAGCUGCAUGGCCUCUUGGUAGUGCUAUAGAGGCGGUGUCACCUAGCAGUGCAUCAUUUCUGAAUUAGUAUCAUCCUAAAAGUGCAUGGUGGCGUUAGCAUUGUUCCAAAUAAUAAUUAAUAACUCUGGUUUAUCUCCAUGAAAUGGGUUCAUUCAUAAUUAGUUUAUUUUCGUACCAUAUUUGCAGAACUCCCUUUACCGAAUAAAAUUUUCUCGUUGGUAUUCAAAUUA
Molecule: messenger RNA, 1561 nt
Organism: Populus euphratica (Euphrates poplar)
Lineage: Eukaryota; Viridiplantae; Streptophyta; Magnoliopsida; Malpighiales; Salicaceae
Product: apyrase 2-like
Exons: 9
Coding region: 25-1398 (457 amino acids)
Biological process (GO): nucleoside diphosphate catabolic process
Cellular component (GO): membrane
Molecular function (GO): nucleoside diphosphate phosphatase activity
Source: RefSeq, a predicted model, not a curated record